GAUACCAAAGAUCGCGCGAUGCUCCACAGCGCGGUGGUGACGACGGACAAUGCGAAUGUGCUCCUGGCACGCUACUUCCUCCCGCUCACCACGGAGUCCAAGCGCAUCUUCGAGCAGGCUCUCUUCAAGGCUGUGACAUGGUCGGCGCUGGCGUCCGUGACGGACGACGCAGCAGACGCGCACCUUGUCGUGUGCGACGGUCAAUUUGUCGUGUACCGCAAGUUUGGCGACCUUGUGUGGUUCCUUGCUGGAAGCGGCGAAUACGACGAACUCAUAUGCCACGACACCCUGACCACGCUGUUGUCCGUAUCAGCGGUGCACAUGGAAAAGAAGUACACAGAAGCCUCGUUCCUUGCCAAUCACUCCAAGAUACUGGUCUCGUUGGACGAAAUGGUGUUCCAGGGCCACCUCGACAACAACGACGUUCAAUCCAUUUUGCAAAUGACCAAGCUCAAGGCAUACCCCCCGAAAGCUUAGUUCAUGCAUACCCCUGCUACUAUUAAUCACGUUAACGUUAGCACGAUAUUGCACCG
Aphanomyces astaci is the source of this 533-nucleotide messenger RNA. RefSeq lists its product as hypothetical. Bases 19 to 477 code for a protein of 152 amino acids. NCBI's taxonomy places the organism in Eukaryota, Oomycota, Saprolegniomycetes, Saprolegniales, Verrucalvaceae. Gene Ontology annotation, biological process: intracellular protein transport; retrograde vesicle-mediated transport, Golgi to endoplasmic reticulum; intra-Golgi vesicle-mediated transport. Gene Ontology annotation, cellular component: COPI vesicle coat. The record is from RefSeq and is a predicted model, not a curated record. The transcript is spliced from 3 exons.